AUGUCGACUCAAGCAAUUACCAACAUCGAUAUCCAAGGCAAGCUGCCCAAAGUCGCCUCUGGAAAAGUGCGCGAUCUAUACGCAAUCGACGAUGACACACUGUUGUUCGUCGCCAGCGACCGUAUAUCAGCCUACGACGUGAUCAUGGAGAAUGGCAUCCCCGGAAAAGGCGCCCUCCUAACCGCCAUGUCAAUCUACUGGUUCCACUAUCUCCCCACCAAAGUCCCCGGCCUAAAAACCCAUUUCCUCUCCCAGGACCUCCCCCCCGCAAUCCAGGACCAAAGUUACCUCAAGGACCGCAGCAUGCAAGUCCGCCGUCUGCGCAUCCUCCCCAUUGAGUCCAUAGUCCGCGGCUACAUCACCGGAUCGGGUUGGUCCGAGUACACCAAAUCCGGAACCGUCAACGGGAUCAGCAUGCCCAAGGGACUAAUCGAAGGCCAGAAGCUACCAGAACCACUGUGGACACCGAGUACCAAGGCGGAAGUAGGCGGUAAAGAUGAGAAUAUUAGUCCCGAGGAAGCUAGACGCCUGAUUGGCGAUGACAAGACUGCGAAGCGUGUUGAGGAGCUUUCACUGGCCAUCUACAGUGCUGCUGCAGACCGCGCAGAGGAGGUUGGUAUUGUCCUCGCUGACACCAAAUUUGAGUUUGGCGUUGAUGGUAUGGGUGAGGUGGUGCUUGUUGACGAGGUUUUGACGCCGGAUAGCUCGAGGUUUUGGCCAAAAGAGUCGUGGGAGAAGAAUCUAGGAAAGGCGCAACCUAGCUACGAUAAGCAGUUCUUGAGGGAUUGGCUAACAAGUAACGGGUUGAAGGGCAAGGAGGGCGUCGCAGUGCCGGCGGAUAUUGUGGAGAAGACUGCGGCGAAGUACAAGGAGGCUUGUGAGAAGCUUACAGGGAAGAGUGCGUAA
This is a messenger RNA of Alternaria atra, 906 nucleotides long. RefSeq lists its product as uncharacterized. Gene Ontology annotation, cellular component: cytoplasm. The record is from RefSeq and is a predicted model, not a curated record. Lineage: Eukaryota; Fungi; Ascomycota; Dothideomycetes; Pleosporales; Pleosporaceae. Gene Ontology annotation, molecular function: phosphoribosylaminoimidazolesuccinocarboxamide synthase activity. The transcript has 2 exons. The coding region runs from base 1 to 906 and encodes 301 amino acids. Gene Ontology annotation, biological process: 'de novo' IMP biosynthetic process.